AGAAUAUUUGCAAACUGUGCUCUACAGCCGAGUCGAGAUCGCGACCUCCUACCCGAUUUAAAUCUCAAAAGUAAAAGAUUUGGCGCGCGCGGGAAGUCAAGAAGUGGAGGAGCUUUGAUUUUUUGACAUGGACCCCCUCUCUGCCACAACUUACUACCGCCUGGCAUUUAGUGCUGCCAAAAAAUGAGUAGCCAAAAAGACCACCCCAUGUCUCUUCUUUUAUGGCGCAAUGCGUAGGAGCUGAGGCACCACUCUUUUAUCAUAUCAUCCUUGUGCUCCUUCACCUUCUUGGCGUGGGGAGUUCACGAAAUUUCAGGAAGAGAUCAUCCCCCUAUUUUCCCCUCCUGAUUCCUCCUCCUCUCCGAGAGAAAAGCGCUAUCAAUCGCGUCGAGAAGUUUCCUUUUCGUCCCAUAAAACUCGCGGGGGCCUUCUUUCUCCUUUUACUUCCACUGCUCUUGCCCGAAUGGUUGUUGGUUUGAUCGAAUCGAAGAAGCGGUGGAUCCACGAAGAACGAGGAGCUGCGAGCUGUGAGCCUUGCUUUGCUUGAAGAAGAAGAUGGGUGGCUGCCUGGGAUGUAACGCGGCGACCUUUGCAAUGGCUCGCGCUACCAAUUUCUUCCACUGGUAUGGCCUCGAGUCGAGAGUCGUCAAGCUCGACAAUGGAGCCACUAUCCGCUGCUGGGCUCCAAAGAAAACCCGCAAGAAUCCACCCCUGGUGCUGCUCCACGCAUUCGGCCUGUAUGGUCUGUCCUGGAUCUUCCAGGUCCCCUCUUUCUCCAAAUCCUUCGACCUCUACAUCCCGGACCUCGUCUUCUUCGGAGACUCCACCAGCAGCAGCGCGGAGCGAUCGGAAUUCUACCAGGCCGAGUGCGUGGUGGAGCUGCUGGAGAAAUUCGGCGUCAACAAGUUCGACGUUGUUGGAACCAGCUACGGUGGCUUCGUCGCGUACAGGAUGGCUCAUAUGUUCCCCGAGGUUGUGCGUAGAGUCGUUCUCUCAAACUCGGCUCCCAACAAGGACCCUGCCUCGGAUCGCCGGCUCGUGGAGUACUGUGGCGUUCGCAGCGUGGCCGAUGUUUUGAUGCCUAGCAACUGGAGAGAUGCGAGGACCGCGUUUGAGCUCUGCUUCUACAAACUCCCACGCAUCAUGCCCGACUUUGUCUUCAAGGAUUAUCUGGAGGCUGUGUACAAGAAGAACACCAAGGAGAAGCUUGAGCUGCUGCAGGGGCUUGUUCUCGGCAAAGCCGACUCCCCAGAGUUGCCAACGCUGAGCCAGGACGUUCUCAUCGUCUGGGGAGACCAUGACAAAGUUUUCGACGUUGAAUACGCAUACAAGCUAAAGAAGCAUCUCGGGGAGCAAGCAGAGGUUGCAGUCAUCAAGAACACAGCUCAUGCACCGCAGUUCGAGAGAGUUUCUGAGUACAACAAGAUUGUCGUGUCUUACCUCAAAAGACCAUGAUCCAAAGCGCGUCCGAAGUCAUUAUAGAUUCCACAUCUGACAGGGAAACCAACAAUUCACGUAACCCCGGAAAACCAGAAAAACCAUGUACCUCUUGUCCUAUCAGGCUUGAAAAAAUAUGUGACGACGAAAGUCUCGCUGCCUUGGGACGAAAGUAGUCUCAAGGUUCAAAUGUCAAGCACG
This is a messenger RNA of Selaginella moellendorffii, 1638 nucleotides long. Its product is annotated as epoxide hydrolase 3. The record is from RefSeq and is a predicted model, not a curated record. The transcript is spliced from 4 exons. Bases 556 to 1455 code for a protein of 299 amino acids. NCBI's taxonomy places the organism in Eukaryota, Viridiplantae, Streptophyta, Lycopodiopsida, Selaginellales, Selaginellaceae.